Danaus plexippus (monarch butterfly) is the source of this 3498-nucleotide messenger RNA. RefSeq names its product protein ultraspiracle homolog (gene USP). The transcript has 10 exons. Gene Ontology annotation, cellular component: nucleus; activator ecdysone receptor complex. NCBI's taxonomy places the organism in Eukaryota, Metazoa, Arthropoda, Insecta, Lepidoptera, Nymphalidae. Gene Ontology annotation, biological process: cell differentiation; positive regulation of transcription by RNA polymerase II; anatomical structure development. The coding region runs from base 319 to 1719 and encodes 466 amino acids. Gene Ontology annotation, molecular function: zinc ion binding; nuclear receptor activity; nuclear steroid receptor activity. The record is from RefSeq and is a predicted model, not a curated record.
CCGGCAGUCAGCCCAGCGACGGAGACCGCGACCGUCGUCUGUGAGACCAUCGUUCGCGACGCAUUUCAAAAUCGAUGUACGUCCCACUAUCGGCAUUUAACACCAACUAGUCGUACGUUACAUUUGACCGUGUCUUAUGGCACAUGUAACUACGGCCCCCAUGCGUUUUCGCGUCUACUGCGAUAGCACGGUCUACGUCUGACUUGUAAUACGAUAUAAAAAUAGAUAAAUCGCCUUCGUGAGUGUUCACAUUGUGUUGCGAUCGGGUCGAGAGUGAAGUUUAGUGGUGCAGUGAUGUGAGGAUGUUAGAGAGUGGCCAUGUCGAGCGUGGCGAAGAAAGAUAAGCCGACAAUGUCAGUGACGGCGCUUAUCAACUGGGCCCGACCGGCGCCGCCGGGGCCUCAGCAGCAGUUGGCGCAGGCGGUGCCAGUCUCCUCGACGGCUCUCCUGCAGUCCCUAGGAACAUCCUCGAACAUUCCCAACGUCGACUGCUCUAUCGACAUGCAAUGGCUGAACAUAGAAUCGGGGUUCAUGUCCCCUAUGUCUCCACCAGAGAUGAAGCCGGACACAGCGAUGCUGGACGGCAUGAGGGAGGACGCCACCUCACCCUCGGCCAUGAGGAACUAUCCCCCGAAUCACCCGCUCAGCGGAUCCAAGCACCUCUGUUCCAUCUGCGGAGACAGAGCAUCGGGCAAACAUUACGGCGUUUAUAGCUGCGAAGGCUGUAAAGGAUUCUUCAAGAGGACCGUCCGUAAAGAUUUGACGUACGCGUGUCGCGAGGAGAGGAAUUGUAUAAUAGACAAGCGUCAAAGGAAUAGGUGCCAGUACUGCCGCUAUCAGAAAUGUCUGGCGUGCGGGAUGAAGAGGGAGGCGGUACAGGAAGAGAGGCAGAGGGCUGCAAGGGGUGCUGAGGACGUACAUCCAAGCAGCUCAGUACAGGAGCUGUCAAUCGAGCGUCUCCUUGAGAUGGAAUCUCUGGUGGCGGACCCUAACGAGGAGUUCCAAUUCCUCCGCGUGGGUCCUGACAGUAACGUGCCACCGAGAUACAGGGCUCCCGUCUCCAGCCUCUGUCAGAUUGGUAAUAAACAGAUCGCUGCAUUAGUAGUAUGGGCUCGUGACAUACCGCACUUCAGUCAGCUGGAGCUGGAAGACCAGGUCAUACUGAUCAAGGCCUCCUGGAACGAGCUCAUGCUAUUCGCCAUCGCCUGGAGGAGUAUGGAGUACUUGGAAGAUGAGAGAGAGAAUCUAGACGGCACUCGGACAGCGCCACCGCCACAACUGAUGUGUCUCAUGCCAGGGAUGACCCUCCAUCGUAACUCAGCGCUUCAGGCCGGCGUUGGUCAGAUCUUCGACCGCGUGCUCUCUGAACUCUCGCUGAAGAUGAGGGCGCUGAGGAUGGACCAGGCCGAGUACGUCGCGCUCAAGGCCAUCGUGCUGCUCAACCCCGACAUAAAAGGCCUUAAAAACAGACAGGACGUGGACGUUCUACGAGAGAAGAUGUUCUCCUGUUUGGACGAGUACUGUCGCCGCGCGCACAGUUCUGAGGAGGGUCGGUUCGCGUCUCUGUUGCUGCGGCUGCCGGCUCUUCGCUCCAUCUCCCUCAAGAGCUUCGAGCACCUGUUCUUCUUCCAUUUGAUCGCCGAGGGCACCAUCGGGACCUACAUCAGGGACGCCCUCCGCAGCCACGCGCCCACCAUAGACACCAACUCGAUUAUGUAGACGACACCCUAUAUAAUGUACAUGGAACAUUCAAAACACCCUGUACCACACCGUCCGCCCCGGACUGACGGACGUUAUUUCUUAUUAUUAAUAUUUUAAUGUACAUUCGUGACCUGAAGUGAUAAUCGCUUAGGAGAUGACGUCGAGCCGACACAGUACUGUGUCCGCUGUAGUCGACUUUAGUUGUAGUACCAGUGAGUACAUUACGAUUUAUUUCUAUAAUAUGAACGUGGAGGUGAAGCUCCAGUACCUUCCGUGAGGCGAUGUCGGAAACCAAAGGUAGCUGUUACGAGGUGUGCGAGCUGGUGUGACCCGCAGCCUCUGUUUUUGUCUAAAUUCCAUCCAGUUGUAAAUGUUAAUCACAUAUAUAUAUAUUUUUCUAAUCGUAAUAGUUUGCACGUUCGUCAUUCCAUCUAUGUAUCGUGGGAGGCCCUUCUAUGUUCAUGGUUAGCAAACUAUAUUAAGUACAAUAUUUGUAUGGUUAUUUUUUUUUGUUUUUAAUCUCGUGAAUUAGUUUCAGUUCCCAGGAGACGUUCAGAAACGUUCAUUUACAGUCAUAUUAUAACAUCGUGAACUACAUCCACAUAGUCUUUGUAUCGACUUUGUUGUGUUGAUCUUUAGUAAUCUCUAUUGUUUUGACAUGAGGAUAAACAUCAAUGUAAAGUGAACUAUUUAGGUAUUGGUAACUUUGAAUUGAGAUCCUUUUAGUAUAUUGACUCUCGGUUAUUAUUAUAUUUAUAAUGUAUAUUUUCACUGUAAGCAUUUCCUUGUAUUUUUUCAUAGUGAAUGCACCUCGACAGUUACAAACGUGCACACUGUAGUUAGUCGUGUCGUCCGUCUACGCGAGACGUUAAGUAAUGUAAAUGGGGCCGCCUUUCUAUUUUAGAGUAAUUUUAAAUGUUAAUAUUCGCGAGUUGUCAUCCUUAGGUUCUCUUAAUCUGUUAGGAGUUGUAGUGUAAAGUAUUUUUAGUUAAUAUUAAUGUUCUACCAAAUCCUAUUACUAAAUUUAUUAAGUAAAUCGCAAGUGCCCUGUUAUUAAAAAACACCGGUGUCAAAACAUCAUUGUUGAUUUGAAAUGUGUAAAGAAUUGAUACAUUAUCAUUUGUACGAUGAGAAUAUCUUUAAUACUAUCGGUGCUUUAAACGAAUCUGCAGCAUAUACAAUAUGCCUGGCCGAUCAAACGACGUUAAUCACGUGUUAUCAUAAUCAUUAUAUGUAAAUAUCAGCACAUACACAAGUUGUGUUAAAAAUUUAUGAAGUAGUAAAGGUUUUAUUAUCUUUGUUUUAUUAAUAAGACAUGAAACAUGUUAUGGCCUAUUAGGAGUGGAAAUAUCAAACUAAAUUAGUGCCACGAACGUUUCUUCUUCAUUUUGUGAUCAUCGAAAUUGAAUUCAAUCAAGCGAUUUAAAUAUUUAAGGUAACCGUUAUAUUCUUGAAGGCAUCCUUGUGCGAGGACAUAGUGUGCGCAUUCAGACUGUAUCGCUGAGCUCAAAUCUUGAAAAGCUCAUAAAUUAUUGAUAUAAGAUUAUUGAUGUUUCAAAUAAAAUAUUCAUGUGAAUUAAAACCUCCUCUGUAUUGCGUUGUUCUAGUGGGUGGUACUGUUAAGAAAUGUUGAAUUGGUGUUUCCGAGAAAAGUUCUUAUUAUAUAUGGAGAUGUUGCAGCGGUUGUGAGAUGAUUUAUAAUAAUGUUCACUAAAUAUCUGAUUAUAUUUAAGUUAUAUUUUUUGUAUAGACAUAGAUCUAAGAUUAAUGGUGAUUAAAACUAUAUCAUCAAAAAUA